GGUGUUUUCUUUCCGUCUAGGAAAUUAUGCAGCUCAUCACUUUGAUUAGUCUUAAUCCUGAGUAAAAUUUUAACCUUGUUCUGCUAACUAAUUGUCGUACCUUAAUAUUUUCUUUGGGUGAACAUUUAUUUUGCUCAUCACUUAUUCAACCAAAUGUACGAGAAAUGAAUUUGAAACGCUUGGAAUCAAUUUUAGAUGACCUGGAAGGAUUUUCAGACCCAAAUAUCCGAUACGAACAAUAUGUUACGCCUAGCUAUGUUGCUGCACGAAUGCUUCAUACGAUUUCACUGAGCAAUCAUAUUGAGGGUAAAAUGAUUGUUGAUCUAGGAACCGGUCCUGGUAUUUUAGCAAUUGGUUCAGCUUUACUUGGAGCCCAUUAUGUAGUUGGAGUCGAUAUUGAUUCCAGUGUUUUUCAAAUUGCAUUAUCAAAUUUAGCCGACUUGGAUGAACUUUUUGUUGGUCAACCGCCCAUCGAUUUUGUUGAAAGCGAUGUCACAAAAUGUGUGCUCAAACCUAAAAGUUUUGAUGUAGCCAUUUUCAAUCCUCCUUUUGGUACCAAAGGUAACUCAGGUAUUGAUGUUUCAUUCAUCAAAGCUGCUUUAGAUUUGACUAAAGUCGCCGUUUAUUCGUUGCACAAAUCAUCUACAAGAUCGUUCAUAGUAAAAAAGGGAGAGCAAUUGGGCGCUAAAGUCGAAGUAUUGGGACAAUUUUCUUAUGACUUGCCAGCAACUUAUGCUCGUCAUUCAAAGGCCGUUAAAGCAAUUGACGUUGACCUUCUUAGAUUCUCGCACAGAUAAUAAGUUGAGAAUGGGAUAUUCUGUUCAUUAAAUAUAAAUAUCUUGGGUACAUUCCUAAGCUCGUUUUUUAUUUGCUCAUCCAACUUUCAUCUGAUCCUGAUACAUACAGCAUAUAUUAAGGCCAAGAUUAACAAUAUAAGAUUUUGUUUUGUCUAAUACCAAUGCUUUGUUGCUUGAAGAUAAAUAAACUUAUUAUUCAAAUGAUUUAUAA
This is a messenger RNA of Tetranychus urticae (two-spotted spider mite), 1008 nucleotides long. RefSeq names its product Methyltransferase like 5 (gene Mettl5). The record is from RefSeq and is a predicted model, not a curated record. Gene Ontology annotation, biological process: rRNA methylation. Gene Ontology annotation, molecular function: nucleic acid binding; rRNA (adenine-N6-)-methyltransferase activity. NCBI's taxonomy places the organism in Eukaryota, Metazoa, Arthropoda, Arachnida, Trombidiformes, Tetranychidae.